AUGCCCUCCAUCCUCCCCCCAUGGCCCAACCUAAUCUUCGGCAUCUUGGAGCCCAUCUCACUCAUCGCUGGGGCCCUAAGCCCCCUCAUCAACCUCCCGGCCUUCAUCACCGACCAAAUCCCCCAAGCUCACGCCCAUGCUCACCCCCCAGGCCAAUCUAACCCCAUCCCCACCCCCAUCCAACCCCAGUCCAUCUCCCUCGCCUACCAACUCGGCAACCUGUACGGCCUGCUGGCCCUCCUGGGCCUGGGCAUCCUGCGCACCACGACCGAACCCGCGGUCAUCCGGCGCUACCUGCUGGCCCUGCUGGUGGCGGACGUGGGCCACAUCGCCGCCACGGGGUGGGGGAUGGGGUGGGCGCGGUUCGGCGACGUGGGCGGGUGGAACGCCCUGACCUGGGGCAAUGUGGCGGUCACGGCGUUUCUGGGCGUCCAGCGCGUGCUGUUUCUGGGGGGGUGGUUGGGG
This is a messenger RNA of Aspergillus japonicus CBS 114.51, 465 nucleotides long. RefSeq lists its product as uncharacterized. The annotation marks the transcript as partial. The transcript has 2 exons. The record is from RefSeq and is a predicted model, not a curated record. NCBI's taxonomy places the organism in Eukaryota, Fungi, Ascomycota, Eurotiomycetes, Eurotiales, Aspergillaceae.